CGCCCAUCGCCUUCCAGCACCGCCCCCGCUGCGGCGGGCGAGGGGCGGGGCGGGGCGCGGCGUAUAUAAGACGAGGGGCGGGCGCCGUUCUUUUGUCUCUUGCUGCAGCGACGCGAGUGGGAGCACCAGGCGCCUGGCUCGGAGCGGAACUCCACGGAUCGCUUUAAGAAAAUGGCAGACAAGCCGGACAUGGGGGAAAUCGCCAGCUUCGAUAAGGCCAAGCUGAAGAAAACGGAGACGCAGGAGAAGAACACCCUGCCGACCAAAGAGACCAUUGAGCAGGAGAAGCGGAGUGAAAUUUCCUAAGAACCUAGAGGAUUCCCCACCCCCGUCAUCUUCGAGACACCCCAGUCGUGAUGUGGAGGAAGAAGAGCCACCUGCAAGAUGGACACGAGCGACAAGCUGCACUGUGAACCCGGGCACUCCGUGCCGACGCCACCGGCCUGCGGGUCUCUGAGGGGACCCCCCCCAAUCGGACUGCCAAAUUCUCCGGUUUGCCCUGGGAUAUUAUAGCAAAUUAUUUGUAUGUUUAAUGAAAAUAAAACACACCUCGUGGCAUGGC
Zalophus californianus (California sea lion) is the source of this 562-nucleotide messenger RNA. It is a transcript of the gene TMSB10, whose product is annotated as thymosin beta 10. The transcript is spliced from 3 exons. Bases 172 to 306 code for a protein of 44 amino acids. The record is from RefSeq and is a predicted model, not a curated record. Gene Ontology annotation, molecular function: actin monomer binding. Gene Ontology annotation, cellular component: cytoplasm. Gene Ontology annotation, biological process: regulation of cell migration; actin filament organization. NCBI's taxonomy places the organism in Eukaryota, Metazoa, Chordata, Mammalia, Carnivora, Otariidae.